CCACCCCCCCCGUUCCCAGCCAGACCAUGUCCUCCUAUACACACUCAUCAUGUUUAAGAACUGUCGGAUUAGGUUGGAUUAAAGUGGACAGGCUUUAAUGGUUAUGUAAAAAAUCCAGCAACCGCGUAAUUUACCCGGCUUACAACGGGCGCUCCAUGGGCGGAGUUUGGUUCUGGAGUGGAGUGAGAGAGAAAGAGGGAAGGGAGGGAGGGAUGGAGUGCGAAUGAUGAUCUGUAUGUGCUCCCUGCGGUGUAAAGGAGAGAUGAGAGGCGGCUUUAGGGAUGGAUUGGAGGUGGAGCCAACUGGAGAGAAAAAGCAAGAUUUUGCCCAGCCCUGGUCAGCACGCAUCGCUUAGAGCACCAGUGUGUGUCUACCGCUAGUUUCUGUUUUGGAUUUGCUCUCUCUCUCCUGCCUCAAAAUGCCCGACUACCCUGCUUUGCCUCUUGCUGUAGCUGGACCUACGCAGCCCAAUCUUAAGGACAUCUGAUGGGAUCUGUAGUCUUUAAAUAGUCUUUUUCCAACGUUGUUCUCUGGUCGUGUGCCUCAGUUUCGGCUCCGGUGUCUUCUUAUUCUUCGCUAACCAGGUGCCUGGAUAACCCCCCCCCACGCCCGCUCAACUCUCUCCUCAUCGCCACUUCUUCUUUCUGGGUCUUUUGGUCCCACAGUCAGACACAGAAGCUGUAGUCUCUUGCCAGACGCUCCUCUUGUGCGUCUCGUGUCGAGGCGGCGUGCGCAUGCCCGCACGGCGGCGCCGGUGACAUGAUGUUCUGCACCACCUUCCUGUCCGCCCCCUCAGAGGAGCUGGUGGGCGACGGCGGGGGCGACGGCGGGGGAGGGGCGACCCCCGGGGGCUGCCUCUCCACCCUCCACUGCCUGGUCCUCCCCCAGGAGGAGCUGUACGCCCCCCUACCCUCCUCCCCUGGCUCCUCCGCCUCCCGUUUCUCCCUGUGCCAUGGCCGGCGGGCCUGCGGCAUGGUGGGCAAGAUGCUGCUGGACGUCAACAUGGUGGCGUGCGGCGGGCGGGCGGUGGGGGAGCGGGGCCAGAGGCGCCGAAGCUGCUCGGCCUCGCCCCCGCCCAGGAAGAGCCCUAGUAGGGACACUCACAAAGGUCCUGCCCUCCCCAUGGCGACCGUGGACAUCAAGAACCCAGAGAUCAACAACGCGCCACGCUUCCACAACAACGCCCAGGUCAACAACAUCAUGCACUCGUCCUUCGCCAAGAAGGAGAAGAAGGUGAAGGGCAAGAAGAAGAGAUUGACCAAGGCUGACAUCGGCACGCCCAGCAACUUCCAGCACAUUGGACAUGUAGGCUGGGACCCCAACACAGGCUUUGAUUUGAACAACCUGGACCCAGAGCUGAAGAACCUGUUUGACAUGUGUGGCAUCUCGGAGGCCCAGCUGAAGGACAAGGAGACCUCCAAGGUCAUCUAUGACUUCAUUGAGAAGAAGGGGGGAGUGGAGGCCGUCAAGAACGAACUCCGGAGACAAGCCCCCCCACCCCCACCCUCCAGAGGUGGUCCUCCGCCCCCGCCCCCCCACCACGGCUCAGCCCCCCCUCCGCCUCCCCCUGCCAGGGGCAGAGGGGCUCCUCCGCCCCCUCCCCCGACUCGGGCCCCGACCUCCGCCCCCCCACCACCUCCGCCCUCCCGGCCGGGCAUGGGUGCCCUGCCUCCGCCGCCUCCCCCCAGCCGGGGGCCCCUCCCCCCUCCACCGCAACCCUCCCACGACAGCAUCGCCCCCCAGGCACCACCUCCCCCGCCCCCGCCCCCCUCCUCCGCCCCAGCAGGCAUGGGCUCUGGAGCUCCUCCGCCGCCGCCUCCCCCUCCGCCCCCGGGCCCCCCACCCCCGGGGCCCCCACCACUGCCGGAGGCUAACGGAGGAGACGGGGGUGUGCCCUCGCCCCUGGGCGUGGGUAAGAAUGCCCUGCUGAGCCAGAUCCGGGAGGGAGCCAACCUGAAGAAGGUGGAGCAGAAGGAGCGUCCCGUCUCCACCAACACCGGCAGAGAUGCCCUGCUGGACCAGAUCAGACAGGGCACCAAACUGAAAAACGUGCCAGACACUGCCGAUUCGGGCCCCCCCACCCCAGCCCCAUCGGCCGGCAUUGUAGGGGCUCUUAUGGAGGUGAUGCAGAAGAGGAGCAAAGCCAUCCACUCCUCAGAUGACGACGAGGAUGAUGAUGAAGAUGAGGACUUUGAGGAUGAUGAUGAGUGGGAGGACUAGCUUAACGCUCCCCCCCCCCUCCCGUGGAAGAUUACCACACAAUAUUGUUUCUUGUCUUUCUGAAUCUUAUUAAAAUUCUAAUGUAAAUGUUCUAUCGAUUUGUUGUAUAUUUUUGUUGCCUUUAAGCUUCUUUUUUUUUUUUUUUUAUCUGUGCAAUACCUCAUGUAAUCUGUAAAGGUUUGUCAUGUAUCUUUUUGUAAAGUAUUCGCUCUCUCCCUCCCUGAUGAACAUGUGCAAUUUUACAUCGAGUUUGUCUCGACACAUGGAGUUGAAUGUUUCUUUUUGUGUGCUUUUGUCAGCAAUUGGUAUGGAGAGAGAUCUAUUGAACAAAUUGACAGAAACCCAUAAAUGUAAUUCAUUGUCAGUACAAAUCGAGAACACUAUUUUAAUACCCUGCCCCUAAUAACUUUUAUUUUUGUGUACUCAAAGAAUCCUAAUUUAGCUCUCCUAUUUUCCUAAAGAAUCCCCUCUCUUUUGGAAAUAUUUAUCCCCAUCUGCUGUCUAUUGUAAAUUUGUCUCAGAGUUUUUUUUUGAGCCUGUUAUAUUUUUGCACGAAUCGAGAGGAAGGGAAGGGGGGCUCACUACUUGAGUACAGGAGUCAACUUCCUGUCUUCAUCUGAACCUGCUGGGUUACGAUUUAAAGGCUAUGAUGUAAAGUACAGUUCAACAUCCAGCACUCUACACUACACUUUGACCAAGACUAUACACACACAUAUACUGUAUACACACAAAAGACCCGCAACAUGGUUUGUUUUAUGGAGCUCAAAAGGUUCUCACUACAACAUCCACCGUUCAGUUUUUAUCUUUCUUUGUAUUCUUUAGUUUUGUCUGUCUCUUUACAGUAGUAUUCAGACGUAAUUGUUUGAAUCAGGUGAGCGUUCGUACAGUAUAAAAUGCUUGAGAGUAAAAGAAACACUUUUUUGAAUUCUACAAAGCUGCUGUUUACCACUGUGUAAAUUGGGGUUGUGAUACUAAAACAUGCCGUGGGAGGAAUCGCAGAAUGACACAAGACUCAAGCCCCCUUGACACUAACCCAUCCCCCAAGCAGAGUAAUACUGCAUAUUUUAACAGGCAGCCGCGUCUACGGCAGCGCUGACUGACUGUCUCGAACCGGCUGUUAUCACCUGUUUAUCUCUUCCCCAUUCAGCAGUUAGUGACUGUACUCAGUCAAUAGGCCACGGACAUCAAAACCCGUGAGAUUAGGUUGGAAAAAUAACGGAUUAUUAAAUUGUACACUAUAAUAAAUGUUAAUAUUUCCAUA
Molecule: messenger RNA, 3481 nt
Organism: Osmerus eperlanus (European smelt)
Lineage: Eukaryota; Metazoa; Chordata; Actinopteri; Osmeriformes; Osmeridae
Product: actin nucleation-promoting factor WASL-like
Exons: 7
Coding region: 760-2220 (486 amino acids)
Biological process (GO): regulation of Rho protein signal transduction; actin filament organization
Molecular function (GO): actin binding; small GTPase binding
Source: RefSeq, a predicted model, not a curated record